AUGAGGCGGCAGAUAUUUGCACUUGUGGCAAUCUUCCCAUUCCUCCGCCCCCUUCCAACCGCCUUCACCUGUCACACCUCUGACAACCCGUACCUGUUAUGUCUCUUCUAUUCCAUUACUUCCCCCCACCACCACUCCCUGCAAAAAACACACCUUGCACUUUCUCUUGGCUCUUCCUCCUUCUCAGCAAAUGUGGGCGAGUUGGUUCUGUUGAGUGAUGAGUUAGCAUUGCAUCUUUCUUUUCCUCUCUCUCUCUCUUUCUUUUCCUCUCUCUCUCUCUUUCUUUUCUCUCUCUCUCUCUUUCUUUUCCUCUCUCUUUCUUUUCCUCUCUCUCUCCUUUUCCUCUCUCUUUCUUUUCCUCUCUCUUUCUUUUCCUCUCUCUUUCUUUUCCUCUCUCUUUUUUUUCCUCUCUCUUUCUUUUCUCUCUCUUUCUUUUCCUCUCUCUUUCUUUUUUCUCUUUCUUUUCCUCUCUCUUUUUUCUCUCUCUUUCUUUUCUCUCUCUUUCUUUUCCUCUCUCUUUCUUUUCUCUCUUUCUUUCCUCUCUCUUUUCUUUUCCUCUCUCUUUCUUUUCCUCUCUCUUUCUUUUCCUCUCUCUUUCUUUUCCUCUCUCUUUCUUUUCCUCUCUCUUUCUUUUCCUCUCUCUUUCUUUUCCUCUCUCUUUCUUUUCCUCUCUCUUUCUUUUCCUCUCUCUUUCUUUUCCUCUCUCUUUCUUUUCUCUCUCUUUCUUUUCCUCUCUCUUUCUUUUUCUCUCUCUUUCUUUUUCUCUCUUUCUUUUCUCUCUCUUUCUUUUCUCUCUCUUUCUUUUCCUCUUUCUUUCUUUUCUCUCUCUUUCUUUUCUCUCUCUUUCUUUUCCUCUCUCUUUCUUUCCUCUCUCUCUUUCUUUCUUUUUUCCUCUCUUUCUUUUCCUCUCUCUUUCUUUUCCUCUCUCUUUCUUUUCCUCUCUCUUUCUUUUCCUCUCUCUUUCUUUUCCUCUCUCUUUCUUUUCCUCUCUCUUUCUUUUCCUCUCUCUUUCUUUUCUCUCUCUUUCUUUUUUCUCUCUCUUUCUUUCUCUCUUUCUUUCUUUUCCUCUCUCUUUCUUUUCUCUCUUUCUUUCUCUCUCUUUCUUUUCCUCUCUCUUUCUUUUCUCUCUCUUUCUUUUCCUUUUCUUUCUUUUCUCUCUUUCUUUUCCUCUCUCUUUCUUUUCUCUCUCUUUCUUUCCUCUCUCUUUCUUUUCUUCUCUUUCUUUUUCCUCUCUCUUUCUUUUCUCUCUCUUUCUUUUCUUUUCUUUCCUCUCUCUUUCUCUCUCUUUCUUUUUCUCUCUUUUUUCCUCUCUUUUUUUUCCUCUCUCUUUUUUUCUUUUCCUCUCUUUUCCUCUCUGUCUCCCCCCCCUCUCUGUCUUCCCUUCAUCCCUCUUUCCCCGCCCCCCUCUCAGACAGGGACAUAUUUUCCAAUCUGCAGCCUCUUUCUCAGUCACAAGCCACAGCCUCUUUCUCAGUCACAAGCCACAGCCUCUUUCUCAGUCACAAGCCACAGCCUCUUUCUCAGUCACAAGCCACAGCCUCUUUCUCAGUCACAAGCCACAGCCUCUUUCUCAGUCACAAGCCCAGCCUCUUUUCAGUCACCAAGCCACAGCCUCUUUCUCAGUCACAAGCCACAGCCUCUUUCACAAGCCACAGCCUCUUUCUCAGUCACAAGCCACAGCCUCUUUCUCAGUCACAAGCCACAGCCUCUCUCAGUCUGAAGCCACAGCCUCUUUCUCAGUCACAAGCCACAGCCUCUUUCUCUCACAAGCCACAGCCUCUUUCUCAGUCAAGCCACAGCCUCUUUCUCAUGCACAGCCUCUUUCUCAGUCCAACCACAGCCUCUUUCUCAGUGCCUCUUUCUCAGUCACAAGCCCAGCCUCUUUCUCAGUUGAGGUUUCUUUAA
Molecule: messenger RNA, 1905 nt
Organism: Acanthosepion pharaonis
Lineage: Eukaryota; Metazoa; Mollusca; Cephalopoda; Sepiida; Sepiidae
Source: the annotation of a GenBank genome assembly